AUGAUAUUGAAUUCAGUGAAGAAGUUUGCUGCAGAGAUCGCUCGGAUCGAUCCGACGAAUGUCUUUUACAAGCCAUCGAACAGUCGAAGUGCCUUUCCAGAAUUUCGCUUUCUAUCACAUCGAUCGUUUCCCGAUCUAUGUCUUAAGAUAGUUAACGAUUGGCUCGACCAAAAGCCCUAUCGAAAAACGGAUCGAGAAUGUAUUCUAUCUUUUAUAUUAGAUAUCAAGAUAUCAAUCGAUUCUCUAAUUGAUCGGUUCUCUUCAAGUGACAUUCAAUCAUUUCUUAUCAUUCGUGGUCUACUAUCAAGUGAAGUUUUGCUCGUUUGUCUAAAGAAACGUUACCGUGUCAAUUAUGGCAUCAAUUUAAACAAAAACUUUAACCGAUUAAUGGCCGUUCCUUAUCGAGCGAAAGAUGUUCCGGCAGAUCGAACUGAAUUCGGUCAUCCUGACACAGCUCUUGUUUUGACCCAACUAUCCUAUUAUUACAGUGGACUGACGAGUUCACAAAUUUUACAGUGUUUUGAUCGUCUGAAUCAAGAAGAACGAGAUCCCGACAUGGUCUAUACCGAGUGGAUCACGCAGGAGCACGAUCAUGACAUUCCCCAAAAUCUUAAGCAAUGGAAAAAAGUCAACAUCAAGGAAUGUCACCAAGAAAUUCAUAAACUUUUUCAACUGCUACGAUACAAUAUGGUAGUCGUCAAUUACUUUCUUAACCAUUUUGUUUUUCCACAAGAAGCAAAACAGUUUCCUCAUAAAUUAAUCGCUUCUUCAUGGGAUUUAGCAUCGGCAAAACGAACGAAAAUGAUUACUGGCUUCAGCGGUACCAAUGAUACCCAACUACUACUACCGAUUCAUAUUCAUCAGCGUGAUUUACCUCAACUACAAAGUACUGAUGCGAUUGUGAUUAAUAAUUUACUACAGCCUGUAAAUGAAAGCUAUCGACAUCUACCUGUUAUUAUGACCUCAGAGAUGAUCUUGAACGAAAUUGCUAGUUAUCGAACAAUGAUAAAUGUUAUUAUCGAUGUUGGUGCUCUAUUUGUUGAUCGUACUAAUCGUGAAAUAGCUGUGAAUUGGUUAGAACAAUCAGAUCACAAGAAAAUCGAUUAUGCCAUUUAUUUUCACUCGGAUCACAUUAUUGUUUGUGAUCGACAAUAUCAUCAUCAAGCAUUUUCAAGCUCGCCGGCAAGUGAACGGCUAGACCGAUGUGUUAUCUACCUCGAUGAAGUGCAUACGAGAGGAACUGAUUUCAAAUUUCCUACUGGUUUCACAGCGGCUGUGACACUUGGCAAUGGUUUAACGAAAGAUCGUUUCGUGCAAGCAUGUAUGCGUAUGAGAAGACUAGGAGAAAGUCAUUCAUUGACGUUCUGGAGCUCGGAUGAAGUUCAUCGACAGAUCGUUUCAUUAAAAACUAAUCUACAACCAUCAAUCGAAUUGAAAGACAUUCUGCGAUGGGUUUAUGAAAAUACUCAACGAGCGACAUGGGAUGGAUUGUAUUACUGGGCAAUGCAAAGUCUUAGCUAUCAACGGAAAAUGAGCGCCUUUCAAAUCAUUGAUUGGCGAGGCCAUCAACAAGAUUUUACUAACCGGAUCAUGGAUGAAUUAGCAGAGAAGUGUUUAGAAUCGGAAAUUUUGGAAUUGAAACGAGUGUAUGGUAUACCAAAAGCUUUUCAAUCGAUAUCCGACAUUUACAUCAAUCAGUAUCAAUAUGCCAAUAUUCCUGCAUCAGAAGAAAUCCAUUUUGCGGUGCUAAAACGAAUGAAUACGUACGGUGGAUCGAAACAACGGUUGUCGCAAUUUGUUGAUGAAGAACAGCAACGUGAAUUGGAACAAGAAGUCGAACAGGAACAAGAACGUGUCCAAGAGCAUGAACAGAAAUCUUAUCGUAUUGCUCAUCCAUGCAAACCAAUUCUGCAUGAUGAAGUCAAACGAUUAACAGAUUCAGAUGAUCCUCCAUUGAAUUUUGCUGAAUUGCCUCACGUAUUUCGUCCAUUAGCGCAUGCUUUUACUGAUUCAAUAUUGACCAGUAUGUGUGAACAGGACAAUUGGCGAUCGAAUUUUUGGAUAACAACUGAAUUUCAACGUGUCAUUGAAAAUCAAGAAGAAUUUUUAGAUCGAUACUUACGCCCACCACGCUGGAUAAUCGUCUAUCGGAAUGAACAUAUUCUUUUUGUCAGCGCUUUCGAAGCGAAUUGGUUAAUAGGACAAUUACAACAAUGUGAACGAACGUCUACCACUACAUUGCGAUUGCUCUUACCUCGUUUAAAACGAAAUCAAUCGAUCUUUGUCAACACACCUACGAUAACUAUUCCUCCAUCUAUUCCGGCAACUAAUGGUAAUCAUACGUUCAUGUUACCUAUUGAUUGGUUAGUCGAAUUAUUUGUUUUCAAUGGCACUAUUUAUUUCGAAACAAACGAAGAGCAUAUGGCCUACUGUCAAUAUUUAGGAUUAUGUCCUAAACCUCGAACAGUAGUUGAAGAAGAUGCAUUCGAAAAUGGUUGGAUCUCUCCUGAUGGAUUCGUUCAAGAAACGAAACAUCGUUCACUGUUAAUGCUUGAACAUGCUCGAUUCAAUUCCAAUCCUUUAACAUUCAUUAAACAAUUAUUGAAGAAUCGGAAUGAUACGUAUCCAUCUCUCUCGUCACAUGUUGGAAAUCUGAUCUUCAAUUGUUCACGGACACUUUUAUGA
This is a messenger RNA of Adineta ricciae, 2685 nucleotides long. The record is from the annotation of a GenBank genome assembly. Lineage: Eukaryota; Metazoa; Rotifera; Eurotatoria; Adinetida; Adinetidae.